This is a messenger RNA of Trichomonas vaginalis G3, 165 nucleotides long. RefSeq lists its product as uncharacterized. The record is from RefSeq and is a predicted model, not a curated record. The coding region runs from base 1 to 165 and encodes 54 amino acids. NCBI's taxonomy places the organism in Eukaryota, Parabasalia, Trichomonadida, Trichomonadidae. The transcript has a single exon.
AUGAAAGCAUCAACUAAGAAUGGAGUCAGAUUUGGAAAUGGUGUUAUCAAAAUCACAUUGUUAGAUAAUAUUGAUAACGAAAAUAUUAAAAUUCGUGGCUGCGGCAUAUCAGGUUUUAGUUUUUCACAACUUAUUUCAUUUAUAACAUUACCUUCCGUUGUAUAA